This is a messenger RNA of Oncorhynchus kisutch (coho salmon), 2249 nucleotides long. RefSeq names its product glucose-induced degradation protein 4 homolog. NCBI's taxonomy places the organism in Eukaryota, Metazoa, Chordata, Actinopteri, Salmoniformes, Salmonidae. Bases 266 to 919 code for a protein of 217 amino acids. Gene Ontology annotation, cellular component: GID complex. Gene Ontology annotation, biological process: proteasome-mediated ubiquitin-dependent protein catabolic process; negative regulation of gluconeogenesis; protein catabolic process in the vacuole. The transcript is spliced from 6 exons. The record is from RefSeq and is a predicted model, not a curated record.
UGCGCUAAAUAAGCCAGUCAGGAGCGAGGUUUUAGAUCACUGAAAUUCCUCAGCUAAUGAGAGAGGAGGAUGCUGCUGCCUUACGGCACCUGCGUCAAAGUCCGCUUACUUUACUCAAGACUGUUGGUGACUAAAGUGCUUACACAUUUGGAGGCAUUUGGAUGUAGGUGAGCCGCCUCAUUCGUGCUCUCCGUACCCCCUUCCCACGUCUAUCGCCCGGACGGCCACUGACUGCGUUCGGUGUCCUCCCCGCGGUACCCGAAUCAUGCCUGUCCCCGCUGGAUACCUCCGUAACACCCCCAUGGCCUUCACAUCCUCGGCCUCGCUUAUCCCGGCUCCCCCGAUCAACACCCACCAGCCCGGGGUUGUCGCCUCGCUUCUGUACAGCGGCUCCAAGUUCCGAGGACACCAGAAGAGCAAAGGCAACUCUUACGAUGUCGAGGUUGUUUUGCAGCAUGUGACCAUGGAAGCCUCAUACUUGUGUGGGUACUUGAAGAUCAAAGGGUUGACAGAGGAGUACCCCACUCUGACUACGUUCUUUGCUGGGGAGAUCAUCAGCAGGAAGCGUCCAUUUCUUACCAGGAAGUGGGAUGCAGAUGAGGAUGUGGAUCGCAAACACUGGGGCAAAUUCCAAGCCUUCUACCAGUAUGCAAAAACGUUCAACUCGGAUGAGUUUGACUAUGAUGAGCUGAAGAACUCUGACUACAUUUUCAUGAGGUGGAAGGAGCAGUUCCUGGUCCCUGAUCACACCAUUAAAGACAUCAGCGGUGCUUCCUUUGCUGGUUUCUACUAUAUCUGCUUCCAGAAGUCCACAGCCACCAUUGAGGGGUACUACUACCACAGGAGCUCAGAAUGGUACCAGUCUCUGAACCUCACCCAUGUUCCAGAACACAGUGCAGCCAUCUAUGAGUUUCGGUGACCCAGGAAUUGUGGCUCUGUUGGCUCAGAAGGACUGUAAAGGCCUGCAGAAGCUACUGAGGCUGGGGAAGGACUGGGGAGAAGGGAACAUGGAAACUGUUGUUACGAUUACCAAGAGUACAUCUGAGGAUGAAGUAAAGGAAAUUAUGGAUUUAUUGAUGGACAGAUGGAAGGAGGUAUUUUAGGCUGGAGCCUUCACAGAUUAAGGGAUGGAAAGAUGGAUGCAAAAGACUGAGGGAAAGGACUGCUCUGCCCCAGGGCAGGCAGGAACUUCAGUCGUAAGAUUGGGGCAGACAGUUGCAGCAGUGUGAUGCUUUAUAAUUUCUUAAUUUGUUUUAAUGUCUGGUUUAAAAUAUAUUGUUUUCUUUCACUCUGCUGCUUUGAGGUCGAGUCCUGGACUCCAUUACUACAGCACUUAUCUUUGGACACUAUAAAUACAGCUGAAGAUUCCCUCUUGGGGACUUGUCUGCUGUUAUCCAAUCACAGCUGAACAGAUCUUGGACAAGGAUUCUUCUAGAAUUUUACUCUAUCAAAUGCUGGGUCAAUUUUGAAGCUGAAUGAAUGUCAGCGUUUGGAAUAAAGUUUACUGAUCUUUGAACUACAGGUCAGGCAUCUUUUGGAUUGGAGCUUUAAAGACUUUAUAGCUCAUUGAAUGACAGUGUUAUUGUUUUAUUGGACAUCUCAGCUAACUUCUCUGAUUGCCUGUGAAGAGAUUUUGCAAGUUCUAUCUUCAGCUACCCAUUGUAAAGCUUCAGAAGACAGAGUAAUGAGUGUCUGGAGGUCUCUGACUAAUGAGGUAACAUUCAUGAUUGCUUCUGUUACUGGAUUUAUUUGCCACCAUUGUUGUUUAACUCCAGUGCAACACUGCUAACUCAGUGUACAUACAUAACGCCACACGUAGAUCCUGGUUGGAUUUGACAUGGAAUCAUGUUAUUAGCCCCAUGCAGUCGGAAGCAUUUUACUUUUCACUGACAAAAAAUCCAUGCCCCCUCAUCGUUAACUAUGCAACAUUAUUUAACAGUACAACUCUGACUUCAACCAUACAACUUGUUUUCAGAAAACAGAUUUAUUCUAUCAUGAUAGUAUUAAAUGUGUCUCUUUCUCAUUAAAGGAAAUAUUGUGUCUAAUUGCCUUUUUAAAGCAGUCCCUUGCCAUGGAAUGGUGCCAACUUUUUAAAGCUUAUCAAAAUGUGUGUGUGUGUUUGUGUGUGUGUGUGGACUGAAAGUAGAUUGGUGUGACUAUGAGGAAUGGAGUAAAUCAUAUCAAAACGCCUUGUCUUUUUCUUGAAAAAUAAAUGACUGUUGUAUUAACUGUACUGCAAUGACAUACUA